UAUAUAUUGCGGACGAUUGUUGCUCCGGCGUCCUAACAUUUAGCAAUGGAGGGCUACAGAUUUAUACUUGACGGGUUGUGUCUCUCGCUCUGUGUUUGGUUCGUAGGUUGCCACCCGGACCUCCGUGAGUUGAUCUCGAAAAGAGGAAGAAAUAAAGAAGGAAAAAUACGUCUCGUGGGCGGCCGAACAGAGUAUCAGGGUAGACUAGAGGUAUUCCAUGAUGGACGCUGGGGGACAGUGUGUGACGACAACUUUGAUCGAUUCAGUGCACGAGUUGUUUGUAGACAGCUGGGACACAGCGGAGGUAAGGUGACCGAGUUUGCCUCUGGUAUGUAUGGUCCAGGAGAGGGUCCGACAUGGAUGGACAACGUGUCGUGUGAGGGCGGAGAGACCAGGCUCGUGGACUGUAACUUCCCUGGAUGGGAAAUUGAGGACUGCUCUCAUUUUGAGGACGUGGGCAUCAAGUGCGACCGAGUGGAAGAAGGAAAGCUGCGGUUAACCGGCGGUGCUACUCCCCUCCAAGGCCGUCUGGAAAUCGUCCAUGACGAGCGUUGGGGCUCUGUAUGUGAUGAUGGAUGGACUCAGGUGAAUUCUCGUGUCGUGUGCAGUCAACUAGGUUACAGCGGAGGGACUGUCUAUGAAGCCUCCGAUGGUAGCGGGACAGGUCCUAUAUGGAUGGAUGACGUGGCGUGUCGGGGUGACGAGGACAGCCUGAUGGACUGUAACUUUCCGGGAUGGAAACUCGAGGACUGCUCGCAUUUUGAGGACCUGAUGAUUGCCUGUGAUCCUCUCGAAGAAGGAACCGUUCGACUGGUCAGUGGUCAAAAUGAACAAGAGGGUAGGGUCGAAAUUGUCCACAACGGAAAAUGGGGAACCAUCUGUGACGACGACUUUGACGAGAACGACGCCCAGGUCGUAUGUCGACAACUAGGAUACAGUGGUGGCAGUGUUGCCAGGGAAGCAGCCUUCGGAAGAGGGAAGGGUCCCAUUUGGAUGGACCAGGUCACGUGUUCAGGAAAUGAACAACGAUUGACGGAAUGUGAAUACCCCGGAUGGAGGCAAGAGGACUGCUCCCAUUGGGAGGAUGUUGGAGUGGUGUGUAUCCCAGUGUUAACUGUACCCGAGGAAGAAGAGGAUAGGAACGAGGUGGAAUCCAACAAUUCACCGAUCUAAUUUGAUUAUAAGAGAGGGACACUACUCCUUGGGGGUAUACUAUGCCUAUUUCCGCUUAACAGUGUUAUUUCCGUGAUUUUCACGAUGUGAUGAAAUUAUAUAUAAUGGUCGACCAACAGACGUAGGAUGAAGGAGACUACCCAGUGUAUAUAACACAUUGGAUGUGUUCAGUUACCCCAACAAAACGUAGCACAGGAAACACGAUUCUGCAGAUCCCCAACACAAGUCGUUUUGAAGGCGGUGUACGAUGCGAUGGGCAGGUCUAUUUUUCUCUCUGAACCGGUACAGGCAGCUUUUCGGGAUAUUUUCAACCCUCGAAACCAAGAUGACAAUACUUUACACACCUAACAAUAUUGAAACCCCACGUUGAGACAAAGAUAAUACAUAUACUUGGAAUCAUACAGUAACUGUCAUGUUACUGCUCCGCCUCCGAUUUAAAUAUGAAAAUAAAGACAAUAUCAG
Molecule: messenger RNA, 1635 nt
Organism: Mizuhopecten yessoensis (Yesso scallop)
Lineage: Eukaryota; Metazoa; Mollusca; Bivalvia; Pectinida; Pectinidae
Product: neurotrypsin-like
Exons: 7
Coding region: 46-1173 (375 amino acids)
Cellular component (GO): membrane
Source: RefSeq, a predicted model, not a curated record